Molecule: messenger RNA, 4596 nt
Organism: Bombus terrestris (buff-tailed bumblebee)
Lineage: Eukaryota; Metazoa; Arthropoda; Insecta; Hymenoptera; Apidae
Product: SH3 domain-containing kinase-binding protein 1
Exons: 10
Coding region: 792-2408 (538 amino acids)
Molecular function (GO): protein binding
Source: RefSeq, a predicted model, not a curated record
GUUUUCUUAAGAUAUCUAGGAACUAAAAUAAUAAAAAAUAGAAAAGCUGCUUUCAAAAAAUAUUUUGUCCAUUCACCAAAAAUAUAAUCAAUGAGAACAUUUAUUACACGUUUCCUUUAUCAGUACACACCUUAUUAUUAGCGAUAAGAAUAUCUCGUAUGUUUUGUUUGAACAGUUUGAUCGAUAAUUUUGGUCUACGAAUAUAUAUAUAUAUAUGUAUGCAAAUGUACAUAUAUACAUUUAUAAUUUUUAAAUUCAUAGAAGCAACUGUGCAACUUAAUAUCUGAUUCAAUCAUAAAAUCGUAUAUAUAUAUACCCUUUAUCUACGAUUAAGAAUUUCUUCAAUACCUUUACCAAAUAUCGUUAAUAUUUCAGUUGAAAUUAGCUUCUACGGUAAAGUUUAGCUUACGCGUCCAAGUUAAAUUUGUUUUACCUAUUGUAUCAGAUAACGUUACUAUGUAACGUUUUAUAAAAUGACCUCGUUACAUAUGAUUAAAACGUUAGAUACAUAGGAAACUUUGUAUGCGCUCUGCGCAUAUCUGACUGAUACGUGAGGAUAUUUAUUGUCCAAUGGUAACCGAUUUAUAUGAAUCAGUCGCUUAAAAAUAUACAGCAAGGCAUAUAACUUUCUAGACGAAUGUUCUCUUUUAAACACAUGUAAAUACUCACGAGAAAUGCGAUAAGCAUCGAUAGAUAACCUACAUCUACAGAAAGUGAAAUAUCUAGAUCAAUGAUAUAAGGUUGUGAUAUUUAUGUGUUAAAAUAUUCAAGCUACUGUUAGAAUAAAAAAUAUGGAGGCAAUUGUAGAAUAUAACUAUGAAGCACAAGAACCUGAUGAAUUAACUUUAAAGAAAGGAGAUGUUAUUACUGAAAUUAAAGUGAUGUUAGGUGGUUGGUGGGAAGGAACUUUAAGAGAUAAACGGGGCAUGUUUCCUGAUAAUUUUGUCAAGGUAUUGGAACCUUUAUCAAGUGGAACGGUUGGAAGUACAGGAAGUGGAGGAAGCGAAGGAGCUGGUAGUGCUAAAUCUGAAGAUGUCUCCUUAAAAAACGGCGGAUCUAAAAGACGAUUUUGUAAAGUGCUUUUUAAUUAUGAACCAUGUAAUAAAGAUGAACUAACUUUAGUACCCCAAGAUUCUAUAGAAUUUUUGGGUGAAGUAGAAGAGGGAUGGUGGAGAGGUAGACUUAAAGGCAGAGUUGGUGUUUUUCCAUCAAAUUUUGUUUCUCCUCCAGUUUAUGAAGAAUCUGAUAAACACAAAGAUCAAGAGAGCAGAAGGUUGUGUAAAGUACUUUUUCCUUAUGAAGCUGCUAAUAUAGAUGAAUUGACAUUAAACGAAGGAGAUAUAAUAACUCUUCUAUCCACAAAUGCUUCAGAUAAGGGAUGGUGGAUAGGAGAAUUAAAUGGCCAAGUAGGCUUAUUUCCUGAUAAUUUUGUUGAAGUAAUAAAUGUUCCAUCCGAUCAUCAAGAUCAUGAACAAAAACUUAAGGCAUCUAUGAAGUCCAUUACAAAACAUUCUCAUCAAAUAAAAAAGAAUGGAAAAGUGCACACUAGAAAAAGUUUGGAUGUAAAAGAUCUACAUGCAGAUGUAACUAAGAAAACCAUAUCAACAGGAGCAUCUUCUACGACAUUAACUUCUCCAGGAAUUGGAGGAAGUGGUGGAGAAAGGAAAAAUAUAAGUGGACAUUCAAUUACCUCGAAUUUAAAACGUCUUGUAGCUGAUGUUGGAACUAAUAAUGGUAAUGGAAAUACAAAUAUAGCUCUGGGUGAAGAAUUAGAUGGUGUAGAACGAGGAGAAGGUGCACCGCUUUCGCAUUUAACAGCUUCUCGAGCUAAAGCACCCCAUCGACGUCCACCUUCUUCACAACGUUUAAGACGCCACGUUACUGGACCACCAAUUACCACAACCACUACGACACCUGAAGAUAAUUUAGCAAACGGUAAUGCAGACAUUAUAUUAGAACAAUUACGGGAAGAAGAACCUGAAGGUUUGGCUGCAAAAGCAAGAAGAAAAGCACCUUGGGUAGAGGAAUUAAAAUUGAACCAAUUGGAAAGGAGAAAGAUUGUGUCGGUGGAUCGUAUUGAUAAAUCCGAAGAAAAAAAAGAACGUCCCAGUUCACGAGUAUUAAUGACGACAAAUGUUGCUGAUUGUAUUAAUAAAUUGGAAGGGGAAAGUGAAGAAUGUAGACUGAAGGAUAAAGGUCAAAGCCAGAAAUGUGACACAUCUUCACAUGUUGAACAAAUCUCAUCUACUCCUGGGACUCCUCCUGCUUAUGUUCCAUUUGCGCUUUACAAUCAACUACUAGAAAGGGUUGUUGCCUUAGAAGAAAAGCAAGCAAUGUUACAACAAACAAUGGGACAAAUUUUGGAACAAUUUGUACCUCCUGUCUCUUCAAUCAACAGCCCUGAUUAAUCAACACAAAUUCUACAAAUUUAUAUCAAGAACAAUUUCAUCUAGUAGAAGAAUUUGUAUAAUUAUGCCAUGAGUAAAAAAUUUUCUCUCAAAAUGUUUGCAUGUAAAUCAGAAAUUGCAAAAUAUUUACAUGAAUUAUUACAUGAACAUUAUAAUUAUUAGUGUGUUACAAUUCAUUGAAGAAUUUUAGAUUAUGCUUACAAUGCAAUAGACCCUAUCUGAAAAUAUCUUUCAUAUAGCGUCUAUCCUUAACUACAAUACAAAAGCACAAACUUGUUGCAUAAUAGGAUUCAAAACAUUGUUUUCAUGUACGUAUUUCUUAAUAAAUUGAACUGACGUUUUACAUUGAUCAUAUUUAAAUAAAAUUGUUGUCAUAUGUUUCUCUGCAAUAUCUAUUACUGUACAUAAGGAGAUAAUGUAUAUUUUUAUGUAUUAUAUGGAUAUUGUGUUAAGUAUAUUUGAUUUUUCACCCAUUAUGUCGAACAAGUGAAGUAAAUGAAUACAAUGCAAAAUAAAUAACAUUAAAUUGGUAGUUUGGAUUUGGAUCUGGAAAUUUAAUUUCAACAGUUAUACAAGCCACGAGUAAUUUUCAAACUAGUAUUUUUAUUGUAUAUUCGCUAGUUUUUAUCUUGUUUUAUAUCUCUGUAAAAAUAUUUUUAAAAGGAUAUGGAAGAGUUAUGUUGUUAUAAUUUUACACAAUCGAUUUGAUCUAAAAACAGCUUAGCAUACUGACCACAUUUCAGAAAUGUCCAGUAAUUGACUCCAUACAAAAAAUAUCAUUAAUAAAUCCUUUUAUACUUUUAUAUAUUAUCACAACUGAAAGAUUAAUGUAAGAUUUUUAUGUAAAAAAACGUUUAAAUUUUACAAGAUGACAAGACUUCUAUUCGCAAAUCUAAAUUUCAUACAUCAUUGCAAAUUAACGAUAUGUGACAAUAAUAGUCCUAAGCGAAAGCAAGAAAAUUUUCCAAGUUCGUGCAUAAUAUUAAUAAUAUUUUACUAUUAUCACACAAUAGUUAUUUUCAAGUCCAUGAUAAAAUAAAGAUUUGAAUUAUAGCUAAGUCAAAUAUAUGUUCAAGUUACGAAAUAAUUACUUAAAUACAAUAACUUUGAUAAAAAAAAACGUUGUCUUCCUUUAGUAACGAAUAUUAUAGACUAUAUAUAGGCUAUUUACUACAUUAAUCGUCAAAGCAACGAUCUUUCAAAUGGACUAACACCUGUAUGGUAUUAACGUGCAUUUUUUUUAUAAAUGAAGCUGUAGAUAGAAACUUACAUAUAAAAUAUUUUUAAAUAUAUGAUGCAUUACACGCAUUAAAAAUGAGUAUUUCCAUUAUUAACAUGCAUAUGUCGAAAUGUUUUAGUCAUUUAUAGAAUGCAAGGUAAUUGUUUCAAAUUAAUUAUGCAUAUAUCAUGUAUCAUGGAAGAUAAAUUUUGUUGGAAUGACAAAGAAAUCAUGUACUUCUUCUUACUACUAUUAUUAUUAUUAUUAUUAUUAUUAUUAUUAUAUUAUUAUUAUUAUAUUAUUAUAUUAUUAUAUUAUUAUUAUUAUUACUACUAUUAUUAUUAUUACUAUUAUUAUUAUUAUUAUUAUUAUUACUACUACUACUACUAUUAUUAUUAUUAUUUUUAUUAUUAUUAUUAUCAUCAUCAUUAUUGUCUACAAUCUUUACUUUCUGUUUGAAGAAUGUAAAUGAUAACUAGUAAUUUGUGAAGCAAGAGAUUAGAAUGCAUGUUGUAUUUUGUUUCAUUUUUUAAAUUUGGAUUGUCUAAUAAUUUUGAUACGAGUAUGGAAAUGAGUAAGUAAAAAUUAUUUUAUCUUGGCCGCUUAAUGUACAUGCAUAUGAAAUAAUAUAUAUUAAAUUAUACAUAAAAUUUCAGAUUAAAUAAUAUAUAUUUUCUUCUAUUAUAAAUACAAUACCUAUUAAAUAUUUAUUGAUGGAGAGUUUCAGCAUACAUAUAUUAAGAUAAUUUACUAUUCGAAUGAAGUGUAGAUAUAUAUUAUUUGAGUAACAUGUUGGAACCCGAUUUUUUAAAUUUAUUAUUAAUGCUUGUAUUAAAGAUUAUUAAGCAAUGAAACUUUGACAUAAUCAAAUUGUUAUUAUUACGAUACACACACACAUACACACACACAUGUAUAUAUAUUAUUUUCGAACCCUAUUAAAACCACAAAUAAAGGAUCGAUACAUCUUAA